Molecule: messenger RNA, 1326 nt
Organism: Acanthisitta chloris (rifleman)
Lineage: Eukaryota; Metazoa; Chordata; Aves; Passeriformes; Acanthisittidae
Gene: EXOSC9
Product: exosome component 9
Exons: 12
Coding region: 1-1326 (441 amino acids)
Biological process (GO): TRAMP-dependent tRNA surveillance pathway; U1 snRNA 3'-end processing; exonucleolytic trimming to generate mature 3'-end of 5.8S rRNA from tricistronic rRNA transcript (SSU-rRNA, 5.8S rRNA, LSU-rRNA)
Cellular component (GO): nuclear exosome (RNase complex); cytoplasmic exosome (RNase complex)
Source: RefSeq, a predicted model, not a curated record
AUGAAGGCGACGCCGCUGUCCAACUGCGAGCGGCGCUUCCUCCUCCGCGCCAUACAGGAGAGGAAGCGCCUGGACGGGCGGGAGUGCUACGACUACCGCAAUGUUCGCGUCUCCUUCGGCGCUGACCGCGGCUGCUGCAUCGUGGAGCUGGGCAAGACCAGGGUUCUUGCACAGGUCUCAUGUGAACUUGUUGCCCCCAAGCCCAAUCGGCCUACAGAAGGUGUACUCUUCUUUAAUCUGGAGCUCUCACCCAUGGCUGCACCUGGUCUGGAGCCUGGCAGGCAAUCUGAGUUACUGGUGUCACUGAACAGACUACUGGAACGAUGCCUGAGAGAUUCCAAGUGUAUAGAUACUGAAUCUCUCUGUGUUGUUGCUGGUGAAAAGGUCUGGCAAAUCCGCCUGGACAUGCACCUGUUAAACCACGAUGGGAACAUUGCUGAUGCUGCCAGCAUAGCAGGAAUUGUAGCUCUGUGUCACUUUCGCCGACCAGACGUGUCUGUCCAAGGAGAGGAAGUGACUGUGUACACUCCUGAGGAACGUGAUCCUGUCCCCUUGAGCAUCCACCACAUGCCUAUUUGUGUCAGCUUUGCCUUCUUCCACCAAGGGAACUAUUUAUUGGUGGAUCCCAGUGAGCGUGAGGAGCGUGUGAUGGAUGGGCUCCUUGUGAUUGCCAUGAACAAACACCGGGAGAUUUGUACCAUCCAUUCCACUGGAGGAGUUAUGCUGGUACAGGACCAGAUUCUGAGAUGCACUAAAAUAGCAGCUGUUAAGGUGGCAGAAAUAACAGAACUCAUUCAGAAAGCCUUGGAGAAUGACCAGAAAGCUAGGAAAGAAGGUGGGAAGUUUGGCUUUGCAGAAUCCAUACCAAACCAAAGGAUCACUGCCUUCAAAAUGGAGAGUGCUGCUGUUGAUACCAACAAUGUGGAAGAACAAGCAGGAGAGAUCAUUGCUAAAGCUGACCCUCCUUCUGAAGUUUUUGCCAAUCCAGUCUUGCACACUCCUGGGACAGCCCAAAUCGGGGAGGGGAUAGAGAACUCCUGGGGAGACCUUGAAGAGUCUGAGAAGGAAGAAGCAGCAGAAGAGGAAGGUGAAAGUGAGGCAGCUGCUUUGGAAUGUCAGACAGUAGAAUCUGAGGAUACAAGAACAGUAAGGGAAACUAAGAAGGAUGAACCUGUGGUACUGUCUGACAGUGAAGAGGAAGAAGUUAUCAUUCUGGAACCACAGGAAGUACCACGGAAAACAAGAGCACAGACCAGCUCAAAAGCAGAAAAUCCAACUAAGAAAGCCUUUAACAAAAGGAGAAGAAAGAAGAGAACUGCUCGUUAA